UUUCCUCAUCUGUAAAAUGAGCCGGAGAAGGAAAUAGCGAACCACUCCAGUAUCUUCACCAAGAAAAGCCCAAACGCGAGUCAGACAGGACAGAAAAACCGCUGGACACUGUGAUACAACCAAGAGGCGGUGCCGGGAAGCCGAGGGGAGGGGAACAAGGGAGCGAGGAUCGGAUUGCGCAGGUCCAGCCUCUGUCCAUUGCACCACCUACCGAGUACAUCGUAGGACCACGAGGACCAUGUCCGGCUGGGAGUCGUAUUACAGAAACGAGGGCGAGGACGAGGAAGAGGAGCAGGACGAGGGGGCAGACGCGGAAGGAAACUAUAAGUAUUCUGGACGGGACAGUUUGAUUUUCUUAGUUGACGCCUCCAAGGCUAUGUUUGAGCCCCAGGAUGAAGAUCAAGGAACUUCUUUUGACCUAACCAUCCAGUGCAUCCAGAACGUGUACAGCAGCAAGAUCAUUAGCAGUGACCAAGACCUCCUGGCCGUGGUCUUCUACGGCACGGACAAAGACAAGAACUCGGUGAAUUUCAGAAACGUUUACGUUCUCCAUGAGCUGGACACCCCAGGUGCAAAACGAAUACUUGAGCUUGACCAGUUUAAGGGAAAGCAAGGAGAGAAACGCUUCCAGGAGCUGAUUGGCCAGGGCUCAGACUAUUCCCUGAGCGAGGCCCUCUGGGUCUGUGCCAAUCUCUUCAGCGGGGUCCGGCUGAAGAUGAGCCACAAGCGCAUCAUGCUCUUCACCAAUGACGACGACCCCCACGGCAGCGACAGUGCCAAGGCCAGUCGGGCCAAGACUAAAGCCAGUGACCUCCGGGACACAGGUAUCUUCCUCGACCUUAUGAACCUGAAGAAGCCUGGGGGGUUUGACAUUUCCUUGUUCUACAGGGACAUCAUCACCCUAGCCGAGGACGAGGAACUCGGGGUUCACUUUGAGGAGUCAGGCAAGCUGGAGGACCUCCUGAGGAAGGUUCGGGCCAAGGAGACCAGGAAACGCUCUCUGGCCAGGCUGAAGCUGAAGCUGGGCAGGGAUGUGGCCCUGACUGUUGGCAUUUUUAACAUGGUCCAGAAGGCCUUCAAGCCUCCUCCCAUCAGGCUUUACCGGGAAACAAACGAACAGGUGAAAACCAAGACCCGAACGUUUAGCGUGGACACUGGCAGCUUGCUUCUUCCCAGUGACACCAAGAGGGCCCAGAUCUACGGAGGCCGUCAGAUUGUGAUGGAGAAGGAGGAGACGGAGGAGCUGAAGAGGUUUGAUGAGCCCGGCUUGGUUCUGAUUGGCUUCAAGCCUCUCUUUAUGCUGAAGCAGCACCAUUUCCUCAGGCCGUCUCUGUUUGCAUACCCAGAGGAAUCCCUGGUUAAUGGAAGUACAACACUGUUCACUGCUUUACUCACCAAGUGCCUAGAGAAGGAGGUGUUGGCACUGUGCAGGUACACCCCCCGCCACAAUAGCCCCCCAUACUUCGUGGCCCUGGUGCCUCAGGAGGAGGAGCUAGAUGCCCAGAGAGUCCAGGUGGCGCCUCCAGGCUUUCAGCUCGUCUUCCUGCCCUAUGCUGAUGACAAAUGGAAGGUGCCCUUCACUGAGAAAGUCACCGCCAACCCGGAGCAGGUGGACAAGAUGAAGGCGAUCGUGCAGAAACUGCGCUUCAAGUACCGGAGCGACAGCUUUGAGAACCCCGUGCUGCAGCAGCAUUUCAGAAACCUGGAGGCCUUGGCCCUGGACCUGAUGGAGCCUGAGCACGUGCCAGACCUCACACUGCCCAAGAUUGAAGCCAUGGAUCUCAGGCUGGGCAGCCUGGUGGAGGAGUUCAAGGAGCUGGUCUACCCCCCCGACUACAACCCGGAGAAGGCAGCGAAGAGGAAAACAGAUGGCGGUGGUCCUGGAGAGAAACAGCCCAAGCUGGAGCUGUCAGAGGACGAGCUCAGGGCCCACCUUCGGAAGGGGACCCUGGGCAAGCUCACGGUGCCCGUCCUCAAAGAGGCCUGCCGCGUGUACCGGCUCAAGGCCAGCAGCACCAAGAAGCAGGAGCUUUUGGACCUGCUGAAGCAGCAUUUCCAGGAGGCCUGAUGGGCCCAGGACCCUCAUCCUUGCCCCUUGUUGUUUCAAUAAAGAGAAUUGCUUUUCUUUGGAA
Vombatus ursinus (common wombat) is the source of this 2132-nucleotide messenger RNA. It is a transcript of the gene XRCC6, whose product is annotated as X-ray repair cross complementing 6. Gene Ontology annotation, molecular function: telomeric repeat DNA binding; DNA helicase activity; damaged DNA binding. The transcript is spliced from 14 exons. The record is from RefSeq and is a predicted model, not a curated record. Gene Ontology annotation, cellular component: Ku70:Ku80 complex; nucleus. Gene Ontology annotation, biological process: cellular response to X-ray; telomere maintenance; cellular response to gamma radiation. The coding region runs from base 239 to 2068 and encodes 609 amino acids. Lineage: Eukaryota; Metazoa; Chordata; Mammalia; Diprotodontia; Vombatidae.